AUGGGUCGCAAAAUACCCUCGAAAAAACACCGCGGGGUCAAAGAUCCGCUUCUGCAACAAGCUAAGCGAUUAGAAAGUUUAAAAGGAAAAAUAAAUGCACCGCCAAAAGAUCCAGACGAGCAGCCAAUGCCCCGCUCGAUAAUAAGGCUUUUUGGGCUACCAGAUCCGAGUAAAAAGAAUACCGCCAAGAAUAGUGCACACCGUAAAACACGCCCGUUGCCAAACAAAAAAGAUGAGGGUAUUAGUUGUACCGGCGAUAACCCGAUAUCUCGCCUCCACAAGUUACCUGGCGAAUCAGGGCGGGGUUUCUCUCUUCGCAUCAACAGCGCCAUCAAGGCUCUACAUGGUGCUGAUGAAGACCUGGAGUACCCUCACGACCUUGAAGCGGAAGACUACAAAGGCCAGCGAAUGGCCGAACAGCGCGAAAGACGCGCGAAAAAACGUCGCCGCGCUGAGAAGGCGGCCAAGAAAGCCGGCGGAGAGGGAGAGAAUACAGAAGGGCACCUGACCAGGAUCCAAAAACUUGCACUUAAGAAGAAGGCUAAAAAGAUGAAAGCUCUAGAGGCGGGCGAGGAGCAGGCCGAGGUGGUGUACGAGCGCGUGGCGUUCGGCGAGGUGACGCACGCGCCGCCCGCGCUGCACUUCAAGGCCAGCGCCGGCGCGCCCAGGCCGGGCCGGCGCGAGUUGCUGCUGAGCGGCAUGCUGCGGGGGCAGGGCGGGGCGGGGCGGGGCGCGGUGGGCCCGGGGGGCGUGGGGGGUGCGGGGGACGCGGACGCGGCGCGGCGCGAGCGCGCGCGGCUCGACGCGGUGGCGGCUUACCGCGCGCUCAAGGCCAGCAAACGGAAAAAUAAAUAA
Molecule: messenger RNA, 855 nt
Organism: Arctia plantaginis
Lineage: Eukaryota; Metazoa; Arthropoda; Insecta; Lepidoptera; Erebidae
Source: the annotation of a GenBank genome assembly